Molecule: messenger RNA, 1543 nt
Organism: Macadamia integrifolia
Lineage: Eukaryota; Viridiplantae; Streptophyta; Magnoliopsida; Proteales; Proteaceae
Product: myrcene synthase, chloroplastic-like
Exons: 5
Coding region: 122-1168 (348 amino acids)
Molecular function (GO): magnesium ion binding; terpene synthase activity
Source: RefSeq, a predicted model, not a curated record
AAUCCGAUCCCAAUACCCAAUACCUGAAACCAUAGUUACCAGUGAUGGUGCCACGAACAGGCGAACUGCCAACUUCAAGCCAAACAUUUGGGAUUAUGAUUCUGUGCAAUCAAUACAAAGCAUGUUCACGGGGGUCACCUGCAAAAGUCGAGUGGAGAAGUUGAAGGAGGAUGUAAGGCUUUUGCUCAUAAAUAAUAACCAAAUGGUCCCAUUGGCUCAGCUCGACUUGAUUGACGACCUCCAAAGGUCAGGUCUGGAGUAUCACUUUGAGAAGGAAAUCAAGGAAGCAUUAGAUGCCGCGAUAUCAAUCAUAAACAGAAGUGGGAGAAUAAGUGGUGUUGAUGAUCUCCAUUCUACAGCUUUAUACUUCAGGCUCCUCAGGCAACAUGGUUAUUUUGUGUCACAAGAUGUUGAUGUGUUUAGUAGCUUCAUGGAUGAAACGGGUAAUUUCAUGACAAGCCUUUCUGAGGACGUUAAAGGAAUUCUUGGAUUGUAUGAAGCUUUGUACCUUGCUGUAGAGGGUGAAAACAUAAUGGACAAGGCUAAAGCUUUCUCUACCAGAACUCUGAAAGAUCUCAGCAAAGGAAAUAUGGACCCAUACCUUGCUGAACAAGUUGCCCGUGCAUUGGAGGUUCCUUCCCACUGGAGGGUGCCAUGGUCAGAAGCAAAGUGGUACAGUAAUGCAUAUGAGAGAAGAGAACAUAUAAAGCCUACUUUACUGGAACUCGCCAAGUUGAACUUCAACGUGGUGCAAGCUACCCAUCAAGGAGAGCUCAAGGAAAUAUACAAGUGGUGGAAGAAUGAGGGCCUUGUUGAAAACUUGAGCUUUGCAAGGCAUCGACUAGUGGAAUGUUUUUUAUGGGCAGUGGGAACAAUGUUUGAGCCUCAAUAUGGUUGUCUAAGAAAAUGGCUAACGAAAAUCAUCAAUCUGAUUAUCCUAAUUGAUGAUGUUUAUGAUAUAUAUGGCUCAUUGGAUGAACUAAAGCAAUUCACUGAUGCAGUGGACAGGUGGGAUGACAAGAAAAUUGAGCAUCUUCCAGACUAUAUGAAAAUAUGUUUUCUAGCACUUUAUGGAACGACUGAUGAAAUCUCCAGUGGCGUUCAGAAGGGCCGGAAUAUAAACAUCAUAACUCAUCUUAAGAAAGUGGUAAGUACAUUAAUUAUUUAAAGUUUUUUUUCUAUUUCGUUUUUCCCUUCUUGUUCUUCUCUAUCUCAAAGUCAUUUUAUUUGAUAAUCUUGAUUGAACUCAGUGGACAGAUUUUUGUAAAGCAUUAUUGGUGGAGGCAAAGUGGUACAAUAGCAAAUACUCUCCUUCUCUACAAGAGUAUCUAGACAAUGCAUGGAUCUCUUCCUCAGGGGCCAUCCUUCUACUACAUGCAUACUUUGCUCUAGCGGAAGAGACAAGUGAUGAUGAAGCAGAUUCCUGAAGACCAAUCAAGAUCAUAGUUAACAAAUUCGGAUUCGGGAAUUAUUCGAGCGGAGAAUUAUUCGGAAUAAUUCGGUUGAUUAAUUUAAGGACUCGGUCAAAAAAGCGGUCAAAAAA